AUGACUCGACCAGACAAGAAGUCCCUCGAAGUGGCCAUCGUUGGUGGUGGCACAACCGGCCUUGCGCUUGCUGUCGGACUGCUAAAGCGUAACGUGAAUUUCACAAUCUACGAGCGCGCAGAGAAAUUCGAAGAGCUUGGGGUCGGUAUUAUUUUUACCCCAAAUGCGGAGCGCGCGAUGGAGGCACUAGACCCUCGCGUGCUCCAAAGCUUCACGAAUGUGGCGACGCACGCCUCGGGUGGCACUUUCAGCUUCGUAGACGGAUUCGGCGAGCGAGGCGAAGACCCACAGUCAUCUGUCGAGGACUUUUUGUUCGAGCUUCAUGUGGAAGAAGGCUACAAGGCCUGUCGACGAUGCGAUUUUGUGGAUCAGGUUGUUCAACAUAUUCCCGAGGAGAAUGUUCGGUUUGGGAAAUGGUUGGAAUCGGUGGAAACGGACGAUAACUCGGGGAGGGCCAUUCUGACAUUCCAAGAUGGUGAAAGAGUGGAAGCAGAUGUUGUGAUCGGUUGCGAUGGCAUCCGCUCUCGCGUACGCGGAUCCAUGUUCGGAACGGGACCAUCCAGCCCACGCGCCCAAUAUUCGCACCAGCUGGGAUUUCGAGGGAUGGUACCCCUAGAGAAAGCCAUCACUGCUCUGGGUCCAGAAAAGUCUGCCAGUGUACUCAUGCAUACCGGCCCGGGCGCAUUUGUCCUAACCGUGCCGCUUGCUGGGGUCAACGCGAUGCACAUUGAGGCAUUUGUUCUCGAUAAGAAUGAAUGGCCCGAGUUCAAAGCAGACAGUGACAGCAAGCGGUAUGUCCUUCCGGCGACUCUCGAUGAAGCAACUGACGCAUAUACGGAUUUUGGCCCCACGGUCCGCGCCCUCGUGUCUCUGCUACCGGAAAAAAUCGAUAAGUGGGCCGUGUUCGACAUGUUGGACGCACCUGUGCCAACGUACGCUCGGAGCUGUGUGUGUCUGGCUGGCGACUCGGCUCAUGCAUCUACGCCAAACCACGGUGGUGGCGCCGGCAUCGGAAUGGAGGAUGCUCUGGUUCUGGCGGAGGUCCUGGCUGUGUUGUCGAGAAGAUCCAGCUUCGAUGACUUUGUUAUUUCGGAGGCACUCGCGGUGUACAGCGAGGUGCGCUAUGAGCGAUCACAGUGGCUGGUUCAGAGCAGUAGACGCACUGCGGAGCUUUUCACCUGGAAGGAUCGUGAAUAUCGGACGGAUGUGGAAGAAGUUGGUCAGGAUAUCAUCGCCCGAAGUCACAAGCUGUGGGAUUAUGAUAUCGAUGCUAUGGUCACAGAUACGUUGCAGAUGCUCGAGAAACGUCUGGUUUAA
Penicillium waksmanii is the source of this 1317-nucleotide messenger RNA. RefSeq lists its product as uncharacterized. The record is from RefSeq and is a predicted model, not a curated record. The transcript is spliced from 2 exons. Gene Ontology annotation, molecular function: FAD binding. NCBI's taxonomy places the organism in Eukaryota, Fungi, Ascomycota, Eurotiomycetes, Eurotiales, Aspergillaceae. Gene Ontology annotation, biological process: secondary metabolite biosynthetic process. The coding region runs from base 1 to 1317 and encodes 438 amino acids.